This is a messenger RNA of Uloborus diversus, 4221 nucleotides long. RefSeq names its product protein HEXIM1-like. Lineage: Eukaryota; Metazoa; Arthropoda; Arachnida; Araneae; Uloboridae. Gene Ontology annotation, cellular component: cytoplasm; nucleus; nucleoplasm. The coding region runs from base 125 to 1180 and encodes 351 amino acids. The record is from RefSeq and is a predicted model, not a curated record. Gene Ontology annotation, molecular function: cyclin-dependent protein serine/threonine kinase inhibitor activity; 7SK snRNA binding. The transcript has a single exon. Gene Ontology annotation, biological process: negative regulation of cyclin-dependent protein serine/threonine kinase activity; negative regulation of transcription by RNA polymerase II.
ACCACUCAUCGCAUUUCCUGCUUAUGGGAAAGUCUUUUAAACUGCUUUCAUUGCAUUAGUUCUCUCUCUUUUUUUUUUUUUUGAAAAACAAAUUGUACUGAUAGAAAUUAAAGCGUGUCAAUAUAUGAUGAAUUCUACUGAAUGUAGAGCGGAUGUGCCCAUGGAUAGAACUGCAAAUAGUGUCGCCGUUUCAAACGCGAAUGUUAUUUCCGAAAUCGAUAGCAGUUAUCAAAAUUCUAGUGCAAUGGCUUCUAAUAGUUCAACUUCGCAAGCAAAUUUGAUUGAAACUAGUGAAAAAUCGGAAGAAGACGUGAAAAACGUAAGUGAUUUUGAAAAAGAACCCGACAAUAUCGAUAACGCUUCGAAAUCCGAGGAUGUAACAGAACCACAAAAUACUUUACAGACUGCUCAUACUCGCGUUCAAAAAGCCAAUUCAAAUGGAAAAGUUAAAAACGAAAUGGAUUACAUUGAAAAAGAAUUUAACAAUCUAAAUCCAUCUUGUUCCAAGGAAGAAAUGAAAUCUCAAAGUGUUAUCCAGACUGCUCAUGCUGGGGUACUGCAAGAAGAUAAUACGAGCAGAAAAUGUCAACCAAAGCAAAAUUUGUCUAAACAGAAAUCGAAACACUGCAGUCCACGUAAACAUAGGGUUAAGCAUAAGCGUAAAUGGAAACCGUACACGAAGCUGACAUGGAAUGAACGUAGGAAAUUAGAAGAGCGAGAUUCUAGAAGGGCAAGUAGGAUUCGGGAAGAAAUGUCAUCAUGUGGGCUCGCUCUUGCCCCGUACAAUACAACUCAAUUUAUUAUGGAAGAUCAUAACAUCGAGGAACCCAUGGCCAAUUCUGAUCCGGAAGAGCUUCAUUUUGUUCCGAGUAAUGCCUCGGAAUAUUUUGAACAACAGUUUGAAGAAGCUUUCAACAGUGUUGAUGAUGAUUUUAGGAACGAAGCAUCUAAAUAUGACUUAGUGUGUGAACUUAUGCGAGUGGAAGAUGAAGUUGAACAACUUGAAAAAACAUUGAACGAAACUAGAAAAGAGAAAGUGAAUCAAUCUGAGGAUAGUGUUGAAGCUGAUUUACAGAAAAUUAGAGUUUUCCAGGAAGAGAUUGAAAAAAUGACGCACGAAAAUGAGGAUCUCAGUAGCGCAAAUUAUCGGUUGUAUGAGCAGUUGGAUAGGAUGUCUUGAAAUGAGGUUUGUCCACACAACGAACGGUGUGGACAGAAAGAUAUCACUAUCAAUAUUUCCAUUUCAGCUGUUGACAAUGGUGUUUCUGUUAAAAUUGAUCAAUAAGAGUUACUCUCGGAAUUUGACAUUUUCAUUUCAGUGUUUUUCUCUCGUAGCUUUUAUUUUUGGAAUAUUUGUUUACGAUGUAUAAGUUUAUACACAGUACACACACACACACUUUUAGUAUUUUUUUCAACAUUUCAUCUUCAUAUCAGAAAUGUUCUCCAAUUGGUAAUGGAUUAACUCUGAAUUUUGGAAGGUUAUUUAUACUGUGGGAUUUUUUAAAAAGAUCUCCAAAAUAUGCUAUUUAUUUAAUAAUGAUCACUGUUGUAGUUUGUAACCAAAAAAUAUUUGGGGGAAUGCACCUUUUUUUUAAAUAUAAGAUUGAUGAAUUUUUGUUAAAAAACUAAAAAAGGUUUAAUUUAUUCCUGCCAGCUUUAAUUCAAAAGGCAGGCAUGUGUUUUAUAGAUAGCUGGUUUGAAAUCAAUUCAUAUAAACUUACAUUAUUAUGUCUAUACUAAAAAUUUUGAGGAACAACUUCUCUUUGUAUUCAAACUAUAUACAACUUUCAAUUAACAGGGAUGGUCAUGAAAUGUGUCAGCUCAGAUAAACAAAUUAUUAUCCUAAUCAUUCCAAUUGAGAGCCGUUAUCAGACUUUUGUUUUGGAGAGGGUUUUACCAAGCACAUUUCUUAUGACAUCUAUACUAUCAAUAAAAUUUGAUUUUAUUGAUUUUUAUUACAAUGGUUUAUUUAAACAAGAAGGUGUUGCUUUGAGGGCUUAAACAUUCGCAAAUGACUCAUCUGUUAAAUGAAAGAAAGAAAUUUGAAGUGUACAGUGUAGUACAUUGUAUAACUUCACCCUCUAUUAAAUAUUCAAUGUAACAACUCAGAAGAAGUACUUUCCAAUUCACGGAAAUUUGUUAGCAUCAAGUAUUCUAAAUUGGAAGGAAAACACUAUUGUUUUGUUAAAAAGGAUUACUCCUAAUAACUACAAUAAAAAUAGAUACUGCAGAUAAAGCACUGAGUUUUUGUAUAAUUCUUCUACAAUAAUAAAAAAUACAGUAAUAAAUAAGUAAUAAAAUAAUUUUUUUUUCAGAAAAAAAGUACAAAAAGAAAAAAAAAAGAAUUUUUUGGAAUGGUUUUGAAAAAUUUUGGUGGGGAUUUGUAGUAUUUAACAUUUUUUAAAAUUUGUUUAUGCUUUUUGUUUUUCCUAUGACGAACUCUGCUUCUCUUUUUGACUUUUCAUCAUUUGUACUGUAAGUAUGCUAUUUUUAGUUUAAUCUAAGUACAGUGAACUCCCCAUUAUCUGCGGCCUUUCACACGAAAAAAAACCUGGAUGAUUAACUUAAAUUCGAAUAUUUUAACUUUACAAAUAAAAAAUCUAUUUUUAGACAGUCCAUUGAUUUCAAACCUUUCAAGGUUGCCGAAACCCGACUAGUUGAAAUUUAAUUAUUAGCUCAAUGCUACUUACUCCUUUAGAUCUGCACUGCUUACGAGUGACUGGACCAGUCUUGAAAAAAUUCCCCUCCUCCAUUCCCAUGCAUUUUUGGUGUAACCUAAAUUGAUCUGCUGCAGUUGAUCUGCUUACACGAUUUUCUUGUUUACAUACAUGGUCAUUGUAUUAACUGUAGUUUAAAUGUAUGCAAGUGUUAUUGAUAUUUAAAAAGUAUUCUGUACAUGAGCAUCAUUUUACCUAAUUAGCAGGUUAUCCGCGAAUGUGCUUAUCCGAGAUUACCGUGCCACCCUAUUUCGCAGAUAAUCGGGAGUUAACUGUAAUUUAGAAGCAUUUUUGUGGUCGACCCAAAUAAUGCAGUCCCAGUUAAUGGAGUAUUUUGUACUUAUCAAAUUUGAAAUUUUUUCAUCUUUUGUGGCAUGUGUUUCAUUUAAUGAACCUUCCCUGUGCAUUUUCAGUCUAGCUUGCUUAAUAGAACACCCAGUUUACGAUGAAAAAUUAUUCAACUAAGGUGGGAUAUUUCAUUAUCUGCAAUCAGAAUAACAAAUUACAGCGGUUUGGUACUCGGAAAAUGUAUUACGUUAAGCAAGUAGCGGGAUAUUCUUUUAAUUGAUAUUCUAAUAAUUGGGCUUGACUGUACUUCAAUUAAUUAUUUCAGAUUUCUUGCACUAUAUAUGAGAUAAACCUAACCUUGCAGCAUUGCAAUGCUAUGAUUAAGAUCUUCAACAAUGCUGCAAGGUUAGAUUUGUCUCAACUAUAGUUUUCUUUCCAAAAUUUUUGAAGCUUCAAACUGUAGUUAUUGACUUUCUUAGUUUAUUAUUAUGUUUUUAUUACUGAUAAUGAGAGUAAAUUAAGUACCAUGUGUAAUUUAUAUUAUCUGCCUGAAAAAUACAUCUUUUAAUGCAAUUCCUUUAUGAUUAAGUUUGAUUUUGAAAUUACACUGUAUUAAGUAUUUUUGAAUGUUUCUAGGGGUAUGUUAGAAUACAGUUACCGGUGAGGAACGAAACACGUUCAAAUAGAGUUAUUGAUAAAUGAAAACAUCCUAUGGACACUCACCGUGAGGUCUUCAGAUCAAACAACCAACCAUUGCAACCGGUUUUCUCUAUUCAAACAUACCAUAGUUGGCAAGAAGUUUCUAUUUUUUACUUUUAAACUAUUUUAGGCGUUUGAUACAAUUCAAUUUUAAAAUUUAAUUUUCUAAAAAAUAAAAAAGUAUCUGUAUUAUGUUACAACCAAUUCAGUUUGAUGAAUAUAACCACAAACAUUACACAAGAUAUGGUACUACUUGUUUCAUUGUUUUUGAUGUAGUUUGAGAAAUGAUUUGCCAAACAUGCUUGCUGUAAAAAUUAAGAGUACAUUGCAAUAGUUUGGGUUGAUUUGCCCUUUUAAAAAAUAUAUAUAUAUACUAUACAUAAUGCAUUAAGAUGUUUUUUCAGCAUUGUAUAAUUUGCAUCCCAUUUUUAAUAUGAGUAUUGUUUAACUGUUUUAAUGCAUUAUGUUACAUUUCAGAGAGAUUUUAUCUGGUAUUCUAAGCUUAAUAAAUGCAAUA